Molecule: messenger RNA, 839 nt
Organism: Drosophila willistoni
Lineage: Eukaryota; Metazoa; Arthropoda; Insecta; Diptera; Drosophilidae
Gene: trsn
Product: translin
Exons: 4
Coding region: 50-760 (236 amino acids)
Biological process (GO): RNA metabolic process
Cellular component (GO): nucleus; cytoplasm
Molecular function (GO): RNA binding; single-stranded DNA binding; sequence-specific DNA binding
Source: RefSeq, a predicted model, not a curated record
CGAUAUACCAUAAACAAAAACAACGCAGACAAACAAAAACAAGCGGAAAAUGUCGCAGGCUAAUAAAUUUGUUAAUAUGGAUAUAUUUUCCAAUUAUCAAAAGUAUAUUGAUAACGAGCAGGAGGUGCGAGAGAACAUACGCCUCGUUGUACGUGAGAUUGAGCAACUUGCUAAAGAUGCAACAAUUAGGCUGCAGAUUAUUCACUCGGAUCUGUCUCAAAUAAGCAGUGCUUGUGGCCUGGCCAGGAAGCAGAUCGAAGCCUGUGCCGAGAAAUACGAAAAGUUAUCCGCUUUGGUUCGUCCGGGGCAAUAUUAUAGAUAUUCAGAUCAUUGGACUUAUAUUACUCAGCGUUUGAUUUUUUUGAUUGCUUUGGUCGUAUAUUUGGAGGCGGGCUUUUUGGUAACUCGGGAAACUGUGGCCGAAAUGCUUGGCUUGAAAACUAAUCAAGUGGAUGGAUUUCAUUUGGAUAUAGAAGACUAUUUGCUGGGCAUUUUGCUACUGGCAUCAGAGCUCUCACGUUUCGCAACCAAUUCCGUGACAAUGGGCGACUAUGAGCGUCCAUUGAACAUUUCCCAUUUCAUUGGAGAUUUGAAUACAGGAUUCCGUUUACUAAAUCUUAAGAAUGAUGGCCUACGCAAGCGUUUCGAUGCUCUUAAAUAUGAUGUGAAGAAAAUUGAAGAAGUUGUCUAUGACGUUAGCAUACGUGGGCUAUCAACAAGCAAAGAUAAGGAGCCAGUGGAGACAGAGCCAAUGGAAUAAUCCUAAUUCAAUUGGAGUAGGUUAAGAUCGUAGACCUUAUAAGUGAAACAAUCACAUUGAAAGUGCAUUUCGUUUAAUA